AGCUGUUCUCCGUCUCUUCUUAUCGAUCAGAUAGCAUUGCCGAUAGGUGCGAGAGCGACGUUUGCUGGGAUUGACGGAUUUAUGACUCCUACGCGAACCGUGACGUUUAUGAAACGGCAAAGAUGGUCACCGUACAAGAUAUCGGUUUACAACUUACGAAGCCCGCGAAGGAGCUGGCGAAAUGGCACUUCCCCCUCGCGCAGACUCUAGAGAAGUAUUGCUCCUUGUUCAACACGUCGUGCAACCAGAGCUUCAGCGAGGCCGGACUCGUCUUACAGAACUCCACGGCCGCCUAUGUACAUCGAGUAGAUUCUCUGUGGACCAAAGCCGACUACUCGAGAAAUGUACUAUCGACUCACGAGCAAGAAGAAGCGACAAAGAGUCCCACUAAGAAGAGAGAUAGAAAGACUGACGCAGACUUUCAUCAGUUCAAAACCGUUAACUUUGAGGAAGAAGUAGACAAGAAUAUCAAGAAGAAUCACGUGGCACACGAUUCUGUCAAAUCUAAAAGCCGCCGGUUUACACAAUUGGAGAAGGGUAUCACGGAACACGUCUCCAUCGACAUUUACGAUGUGAAUGGGGAAGUCGUCGGCAAGAAGUAUGAUUUUCGGUGCAAUCAGAAUAUAAACGCGGAUGGUAUACUGGUCGACGAGUUUGCGCCUCAAGACUUCUAUUGCGACGACGUCUCCGCCAAAGAAAAAUCUUCGCCCAAUUGUUCGUACGGACUUUCCGAUACAUCGGCAUUGAAUUCGACUGUACACGACAAUAAUGAAGAUGUUAACUCGGACGCCGAAUCCAAUGGGGACUGUGAUUCGCCGGAAGAAGAGAUUUCUCGUCUGGAUACGUCUUUGGAGGCGAGCCAACAAAGUAUCACUUUAUCCGGGGAUACUGAGGCUGACAGCAUGCUUGUCGAAACGCCAACAAAUAUUUCAAGUGAUAAUAGUUGCCACGUGACUCUCAAUACGUCGAGUGAGACGUGCCCAGAUACGCCCACCGAUACAAAUUCGCCGAUAAUAUCUAACAUCGACAGUACAGUCUUGAAUAACAAUGAUUCGGAAGAUCAGUGUCUGAACAACAUCAGGGAAAGCAUAGAUGUUGGCAGUCUAUUGGAUAGCCCGCCCGAGUCGGUAAAUUCGAAAGGAAGAAGAACUUCGUCGACAGAUGAUCCAGCGUUAUUAAACGACACAAACGGGGAUUGUGCAAAAGCGCUUACUAAAUCCGAACAAAAUACUCCUUUAAAUAACAGUAAAAGAAAUAAAAUGGAAAAAAAGCAGCAACGUUCUCCUUUAAAAUCCACAUCGAAAACGUUAAAGCGAAAGUUAGUUGCAUCUGAGGGCAACAGAGGACGACAAAGUAAAAGAAAGAGAAAUCUUCUGCGCAGCGUGGAGCAUUUGUAUUAUUCCGGAGAAGAUAGACCAAAUAUGUUCAAGGAAAACUUGCGUACUUGUAUGAAGUGUAUACGAGAAUACAACCCUUUGCAGUACAAAGACGUGACGAACGCAGAAUUGGAUUUUUUAGGAUUUAAAUUAAGCGAUGAUACCAAGUCAAAAGCGCAUAUCAACGAUGACGUAACGACGAGUAGCAAGGAUGACGUAACGACGAGUAGCAAGGAUAACUUAUCGACUUCGAUCGACGACGGCAUUUCUAAUUCUCGCAGUCCGAGUCCUGUGGACAUGUCGACACCGCGCGAAAGUUUCUGUGACGUUUGGUUUCAAUCGGACUCGCCGCAGUCCGUAUCGGAAAAUGUCGACAAAUGGCACGAAAUAAUACAGCCCAAGUUAUGCGACGCCGAGCGAAGGUCGACGUUUUGCAUUCGCGAUUACGCAUCGCGAAUUGUGGAGACUCUGAAGACUAGUGGUCAACGCAGAACCAGCUUCGACAGCAUCGUUCAACAGGAACAUCCUUGCGAGGUGGCCAGAUACUUUUUAGCGUCGCUGGACUUGGCCUCGAAGUAUAACGUAGACAUAAACACAAAUGGAGAUUCCAAGAACGAUAUAGAAAUCGUUCUACGUGAUGAGGAUAGGCAGUGCUCUACUAGCCAAGCGGACUCGGACGAUUAACGAGCAAACGCUCUAGUUUUAAUAAUAGUUGUACAUAGUGUACUGUACAUUACUGAAAAUUCAUUUACACUUUCACUCUUGGGAAGGUCCUGUACUGUGAUAUUACGCAGCUAAUUGUAAUUUUCAUAAAAGAAGAAAAUGUGUGCAUAUAUAUGUAUAUACAUGUGUGUGUAAAAAG
Messenger RNA from Vollenhovia emeryi, 2238 nucleotides. RefSeq names its product dentin sialophosphoprotein-like. NCBI's taxonomy places the organism in Eukaryota, Metazoa, Arthropoda, Insecta, Hymenoptera, Formicidae. Gene Ontology annotation, biological process: meiotic chromosome condensation; mitotic sister chromatid separation. Gene Ontology annotation, molecular function: chromatin binding. The record is from RefSeq and is a predicted model, not a curated record. The transcript is spliced from 11 exons. Gene Ontology annotation, cellular component: nucleus; condensin complex. The coding region runs from base 123 to 2060 and encodes 645 amino acids.